Neocloeon triangulifer is the source of this 1119-nucleotide messenger RNA. Its product is annotated as SPRY domain-containing protein 7. The record is from RefSeq and is a predicted model, not a curated record. The transcript has 6 exons. Bases 265 to 855 code for a protein of 196 amino acids. Lineage: Eukaryota; Metazoa; Arthropoda; Insecta; Ephemeroptera; Baetidae. Gene Ontology annotation, molecular function: protein binding.
CAGCUGGCAAGUUGAAGAAGGUGUUGUUGACCUCACAAGACAACUCUGCAGAGAAAGCAAAAUAAAUACAUUAAAUGUAUAAUCCGAUCUCGGGGGCCUGACUAAAUGCCUCUUAAAGGAUUAAACGCUCUCUCGCCUUUCUCUAAAUCACCAGAUGGACUUUAAAUCUGAUUAAAACAUCUCUGCGUGUCACAAAAGCACUCGCAAAGUGCGAGGUAAAAUUCAACUUGAUUAAAAGAUAAAAAGAUAAUAUAAUCAGGCACAAUGGCUUACUUGUGCUGCUUCUGUCGCAACGUCAUGGAUGGAUUUGCUUCGUUUUCCGGAGACGAAAGAGUUGAAGUCAACCAUCCUGUAGUCUUGGAUACGAAUCACAUCGGACAUGAGGUAGUCAUUGUUAAAAAUGGUACAAGGAUUUGCGGUGGUGGUGGCGCACUGGCUAGCGCUCCUUUGGUGCAGAACAAGUCUUAUUUUGAAGCCAAGGUGCAACAGUCAGGAAUAUGGAGUGUGGGGGUCGCCACGGAACUGUCACAGCUCUCGUCUGCCCCAGGUGGAAGUGAUAAGGAAUCUUGGGUCCUUUGCUCGGACGGGGUUGUUAGACACGAUGGGCAGGACAUUCACAAACUGGCGGACAUUCCUCAAGAAGGCGACACCAUUGGAGUUUCCUACGACCACAUUGAACUUAACUUCUACUGCAACGGCAAAAAUCUCAACAUUCCUAUGAGUGGCAUUCGGGGAACAGUUUAUGCGGUUUUAUUUGUUGAUGAGGGGGCGAUCAUGGACUUUGUUAGUGAACACUUUAGUUACCCUCCACCCCCUGGUUUCGAAAGAAUCUUGCUUGAGCAAUCUCUUUUAUAGUCACACCUCAGAUUGUCAUUUGAUCUUUAACACUGUUUAUUAACUUUAAGUACUAAAAGACUGUAAAAACCGCAUUCCUUUUAUGCAUCAGUUUGAAUUGCGCAUAAAUGUAAAGUGUAACUUAUUUAAUAUGCCUCUGUAUUAUGUGAAUCAAAAUACACAAUGAAUGGAAACCUCUACAGCUGAAGCUUAAAUAAAACUUUUAUUAUAACAGCAUAAUAUAUUUAAACAAAAUAAAAAAAAGUGUCAAGAAAACAACCUGAU